Molecule: messenger RNA, 2132 nt
Organism: Rubroshorea leprosula
Lineage: Eukaryota; Viridiplantae; Streptophyta; Magnoliopsida; Malvales; Dipterocarpaceae
Source: the annotation of a GenBank genome assembly
ACCUCACGAUUCACCCCUUUAACCCUCAACCCUAGGCCACGCCAGUCAAGCCAAUAGCUGGUGAUGCUCCUCCACUCAGCAUAAAUUUUUAGCUAUCAACCAAACCCAGACGCCUUCCUCAAUCCCCUGCCUGUGGAAACCCCUAGCAAACUCGAACUUCCGACAAUUUACAAUAGAAAGAAGGGAUGGCAGAGUCACAGAAGAAGAAACAAGUUCAUCUCUUUUACUGCGUGGAGUGUGAAGACCUUGCCCGCAAAGUCGCCGUUCAAUCUGACCUCAUCAUCCUCAAAUCCAUCAACUGGAGGAAUUUCGAUGAUGGAUUUCCGAAUCUUUACAUAAACAAUGCACAUGAUAUCAGAGGUCAGCAUGUUGCAUUCCUCGCUUCCUUUAGCUCCCCAGCAGUUAUCUUUGAACAACUGUCUGUCAUAUAUAACCUGCCAAGGUUAUUCGUUGCUUCCUUCACAUUGGUUUUACCAUUCUUUCCAACUGGAUCCUUUGAGCGAAUGGAAGAAGAAGGGGAUGUAGCAACUGCAUUUACCAUGGCAAGGAUUUUAUCUAAUAUUCCCAUAUCAAGGGGUGGUCCAACAAGUCUAGUCAUCUAUGACAUACAUGCUCUGCAGGAAAGAUUUUAUUUUGGGGACCAUGUUUUGCCAUUAUUCGAGACUGGAAUUCCUCUUUUAAAGCAACGCCUUCACCAGCUCCCUGAUGCUGAUAAGAUUGUUGUUGCAUUUCCGGAUGAUGGAGCUUGGAAGCGAUUUCACAAGUUGUUGGACCAUUUUCCUAUGGUGGUUUGUGCAAAGGUUCGUGAAGGUGAUAAGAGAAUAGUUCGGAUCAAGGAGGGGAAUCCUGCUGGUUGUCAUGUGGUUAUUGUUGAUGAUUUGGUGCAAUCUGGAGGCACCCUUAUUGAAUGCCAGAAAGUUCUGGUAGCUAAUGGUGCAGCAAAAGUAAGUGCAUAUGUAACCCAUGGUGUUUUUCCGAAGCGCUCUUGGGAGCGAUUUACACAAAAGAAUGAUGGUCCAGAGAUGGCAUUUACUUACUUUUGGAUUACGGAUUCUUGCCCACACACUGUCAAAGCCAUUGCAAAUAAGGCUCCUUUUGAAGUUCUGAGUCUUGCAGGAUCCAUUGCUACUGCUCUACAAAUUUAAGAAGCAUACUAUUAUGUAUAAGAAACUAUGAUUACGAAGUGAUGCAUACCUACAAUUGGAUUAAACCUGUCUUGGCAAGAAAAAACCACUGUUUUUUGCCUCAUAAAAAAUUGCCAUACUUCUUGCUUUAAUAUUUUGUUUGAAUCACUUUCAUGCAUGACAUGCAAAUUGGUUUACCCUCAUUUCUUGGUAACUUCAAUCAUUUAAGGGAAAUUUGGUCCUCCUAGGGAAGUUUUGGAAUAUCAUAUGGUGAAAAUUACAACAAAAAAUGAAGAAAAGGAGAAAAACCAGCGAGCACUAUAGGUGCAAAUUGCAGAUGUGAAUUCGUCAAGUAUCUAUACAAACAUAAAUAAUUUCGGAGACAAUUUCACAUACAAUGAGCAGGACCAAGUGUCUGUUUAUACCCUUUCUAUACAUUUUGGAAAAAGCACUUAAGCUUAGAUUCCUCCACACACUGAUUUACCAUAUAAACAAGCAACCAUAUCUGCAGAUGAACACAGAAAAACUGAAGACCCACAGACGAUAAAAUCAAAACCCAUGAGGAUGUAAGGUCAUUAUGCACAAAUUGGCGAGCAGAGCACACCACUGCAAGAAACUUCACUCCUUGGUUCUUAGCAACCAGCCUUGCCUUAUUCUUCUCCUCAUGGUUUCAAUAUCAAUUGUUUCUCUACAUAUAAACAGAAGCUACUUGCCUCCUUUGGCUGCUACUUCCCUCCUUUGGCUGCUACUUCCCUACUGGAUUAUAUGCAGCAUCCAAUAGCUGAAAAGUGGACACUGCCUUCGAAACAAGCAUUAAUGUCUGUCAUUUGGUUUCUCUUCCCACUUUAUACACUUAAAGAUAGUACACGAUAGUUAGUACUCCUAGCUGCUUUUUAUCAAAGCUAAGAGUCUGAUUUCCAAAUGCAUUGUCAAUUCUUCUCUGGCCUCUCAUCUGGAUUGCCCUUUGGGCUAUCCAGUGAAUCUGCAGAAUAAGAUCCAUCUGGCUGA